GUACCUUACACUGUUUUAACUCCAAUCUCUCUCGCGCUCUCUGGCUCUCUCUGGCUCUCUCUCGCUCUCUCUCGCUCUCUCUCUCUCUCUCUCUUUGCAUUGUAUAUUGAUUCUUAUUCUUUCACCUCUAUCUAACAACCCGCUUCAAUGUCUCUCUUCCUUUAUAUAUAAAUGUAUAUAGAUGUGGCUAUCCGCAGUGUCUGGAAACAGAAUCACUUGGUGUGUCACCGGACCUUUGUUGACAUGUAACAAGUCUGAACAAAACUUCAUGGUCUCACAGUAUGGACCUGAAGAGGUUGACAAGGCAUGUCAACUGAUUGAGGAUCUCGAGACUCCCUUUGGAGGGAAACUUGGUGAUCUGAUUGCAGAGACGCCAAGAGAGAAUAUCACAAAGAUCUUGGUUGAAGAAAAGCAUUACAAGACAUGGUAUCAUGGACGAACGGUCUUGAUUGGUGAAGCCUGCCAUAAGUUUGUAUCUUUUGCAGGCCAGGGUGCAGAACAAGCGAUAUUGGAUGCAGUUUGUUUAGCAAAUCUGUUCAGCAAGAUCCAAAGUCCCUAUCCUCUAGAAGCUAUCGUAGAAGCCUUUGAGGCUUAUCAGGAGACGCGUUUGCCAUUGAUCAAGAUUUGUAUGCAAUCAGCAGGUCAGACUGCCAAAGCACUCAAUGACCAAGGCCUGGCAUCUGACAUGAAACGGAGGAUCCUCUUUAAUUUACCACUGUGGAUGCGAGUCAUGUCAGUCGAUAAAACACAAGUGAGACCACAGCUUGAGUUUCUACCUUUUGUCCCAGAUCGGGGGUCAAGGUCUAUAAGGACAGCAAGCCUUAAGAGCGUAUAAUAAUAAUAUACACCACAUAUCUACAUAUUUAUACAGUAUUUAAUAUUUAAUAUUUAAUAUUUAAUAUUCCUCUCUCCCCCUACCUUUACUCCUUGACAUAUUCCAUCAUUCACGACAUUUUUAUUUUAUCAUACCAUUCCACUCUUAACGUUGCUUUCAUAGAUUUUGUGUCCCCCCUCUUGUAUAUACUAUCGCCCUUAAGACAAGCCACCCUUUGUUUUCUUUUUUUUAAAAAAAAAAAUAAAAAAAUAAAUAAAAG
This is a messenger RNA of Lobosporangium transversale, 1094 nucleotides long. RefSeq lists its product as hypothetical. The record is from RefSeq and is a predicted model, not a curated record. Gene Ontology annotation, molecular function: monooxygenase activity; FAD binding. The transcript is spliced from 3 exons. Lineage: Eukaryota; Fungi; Mortierellomycota; Mortierellomycetes; Mortierellales; Mortierellaceae. Bases 182 to 835 code for a protein of 217 amino acids.